AUGACGAAAUAUUUACAGAAAAGGGAAGAAGAAGAACAGACCCUGGACUGGGGUAUAUACCGGCCCCGCGAGCCCCUGAGUGUUGCCUGCUGUUCUCGCGCCAGGAGCACAUUGGCCGCAUCUCGACCGAGUACAAGGUCAACAACGGGGCCUGCUCCCACCUGUGCCUGGCCCAGCCCGGCAGACGGCAUAACCUGUGCAUGCCCCACCCACUACCAGCUGGCCAAGAACGGGGUCUCCUGCAUGAACUACAUCAUCUUCAGCCAGAGGAACAGCUUCGGCCGACUGCUGCCGAACACGACAGACUGCCCGAAUGUGCCGCUGCAAGUGUCCGGCAAGAAUAUCCGAUUUCGCAUUAAAUUUACUGGAUCGAAGGCAGGAGUCACAGCAUCAAGCGUUCUCUGGCAAAUGGCACAAAGGUGAGCCUCUUGGCCAACUCCGGACAGCCCUUCGACAUUGCAAUCGACAUCAUUGAGCGGCUGCUCUUCUGGACCUGCUCCUACUCCAACAGCAUUAACGUGACCAUCCGCACAAUUGUGUUCCUAAAGCGUUGCCGUUUUUAGCUGCCUGGGUGAAUCCGUAGGCGUCAACGAUACCGGGGACUCGGAAAAGCCUCGCAAGACAAGACCGGAGUGGAUC
Molecule: messenger RNA, 639 nt
Organism: Drosophila miranda
Lineage: Eukaryota; Metazoa; Arthropoda; Insecta; Diptera; Drosophilidae
Exons: 2
Coding region: 1-423 (140 amino acids)
Source: RefSeq, a predicted model, not a curated record